AUGUCAGAGAUAAAGCUAUUUGAAAAGUAUAGCUACGAUGAGGUCAAGGUAGAGAAUUUGUCUCUAAAGCCUUAUAUAAACUUGUCUCGCCACGGAAUAGUUCCACAUGCAACUACAACUAUCACAAAGGGGACGAUGGGGAAGGCAAGAAUUCCCAUUGCAGAGAGAUUUGUAUGCUCUCUUAUGAGACAUGGAAGAAACAGCGGGAAGAAGAGACUUGCAAUCAAUAUAUUUGAGGAUGCUUGUUUCAUAAUUCAUUCCAUGACAAAGAAAAACCCCCUUCAGGUUCUGGUGGAUGCCAUAAUCAACGCCGGACCCCGAGAGGACACAGCAAGAAUUGGCAGAGCAGGGUCUAUGAGAAGGACAUCCGUAGAUGUUUCUCCCCUGAAGCGAAUAAGCAUAGCAAUAUCUAAUAUCUCUGCUGGAAUUAGAAGUGCAUCGUUCAGAAACAGAAUAACACUGGCAGAAGCAAUUGCCAAUGAACUAAUUGCGGCCUCUACAGGUUCACAGAACUCCUAUGCAGUCAACAAAAAGAAGGAGAUCGAAAGAAUAGCCCAAUCCAAUCGUUAA
This is a messenger RNA of Encephalitozoon intestinalis ATCC 50506, 570 nucleotides long. Its product is annotated as 40S ribosomal protein S5. Bases 1 to 570 code for a protein of 189 amino acids. Gene Ontology annotation, biological process: ribosomal small subunit assembly; translation. Gene Ontology annotation, molecular function: mRNA binding; rRNA binding; structural constituent of ribosome. Gene Ontology annotation, cellular component: cytosolic small ribosomal subunit; ribosome. NCBI's taxonomy places the organism in Eukaryota, Fungi, Microsporidia, Unikaryonidae. The transcript has a single exon. The record is from RefSeq and is a predicted model, not a curated record.